UGCCGUUUGGUUGAAUUGAGCGGAUAAACAGUGGCGAGUGGUGAUUUUCCGAUUCCUUGGGAAACGGCAGAGGGAAAUCCCCAACCGAACCCGAAGUUAAAGUCAGUCGAACCCACACACGAAUUAAAGUGAGAAGGGCCUGUGCAAAUAAUAAUCGAAAAAUAGUCAGGUUCUUAAGGACUUGCAAAUAAAUAAAUACAAACAAUAGUGAAAUUAAACAAAGCUGCCAAAAUAAACAAGGGCUAAUCAUAAACUGCAGUGAAAGUUGGCCAAACAAACAAAAGCAGUGCAACAAACCAAAUAAAGCUAUUCAUAAAACUUAAAUUGAGGAAAUUAACAAGUAGUCAAUAAAUUACAACAACACCGGAUAACGUGAAGUCUUUUGCGUGAUGGCAAAACCAAUUUAACCAGCAAACACACUUGAUUGUGCUCGAAACUCAAAGUGGAAAAACUUGGCGAAAUAGUUACAGCAAACUGCAAAAUGCAUUCGAGGCUAAAAUUCUUGGCAUAUUUACAUUUAAUAUGCGCCAGCAGCAUUUUCUGGCCAGAAUUCAGCGCAGCCCAGCAGCAGCAACAACAGUCGGCGUCGUUAACCGAGAAAAUACCAUUAGGUGCGAUCUUCGAACAGGGCACGGAUGAUGUGCAAUCAGCCUUUAAAUAUGCAAUGCUCAAUCACAAUCUGAAUGUGAGCUCUCGACGAUUCGAGCUGCAGGCGUACGUCGAUGUCAUCAAUACAGCGGAUGCAUUCAAAUUAUCCCGCCUGAUUUGCAAUCAAUUCUCGCGCGGAGUCUACUCAAUGCUGGGCGCCGUAUCGCCGGACUCCUUUGACACAUUGCACUCCUACUCGAAUACGUUCCAAAUGCCAUUUGUGACGCCCUGGUUUCCCGAGAAGGUGCUCACACCGUCGUCGGGAUUGCUGGAUUUCGCUAUCAGCAUGCGUCCGGAUUAUCAUCAGGCGAUUAUCGAUACCAUCCAGUACUACGGCUGGCAGAGCAUUAUUUAUCUCUACGACUCGCACGAUGGCUUACUACGGCUGCAGCAAAUCUAUCAAGAACUGAAGCCCGGAAAUGAAACGUUCCGUGUGCAAAUGGUGAAACGCAUCGCCAACGUAACGAUGGCCAUUGAAUUUUUGCACACGCUGGAGGAUUUGGGGCGCUUCAGCAAAAAGCGCAUUGUGCUCGACUGCCCGGCGGAAAUGGCCAAAGAGAUCAUCGUUCAGCAUGUGCGGGAUAUCAAGCUGGGCCGGCGCACCUAUCACUACCUUCUCAGCGGACUGGUCAUGGACAACCACUGGCCCAGCGACGUGGUCGAGUUCGGGGCCAUCAACAUCACCGGCUUUCGCAUUGUCGACUCUAAUCGGCGGGCGGUGCGUGAUUUCCACGACAGCCGGAAACGUUUGGAGCCGGCUGGGCAAAGCCAAAGCCAGAACGCAGCGGGGCCCAACAGCUUGCCGGCCAUUUCGGCUCAGGCGGCUCUGAUGUACGAUGCGGUUUUCGUGCUCGUCGAGGCCUUCAAUCGCAUUUUGCGCAAGAAGCCGGAUCAGUUCCGUUCCAAUCAUCUGCAGCGCCGCAGUCACGGUGGCAGUUCGUCCUCCUCCGCCACGGGCACCAACGAAUCGAGUGGCGCACUUCUCGAUUGCAACACCAACAAGGGAUGGGUCACGCCCUGGGAGCAGGGCGAGAAAAUAUCCAGGGUGCUAAGAAAGGUGGAAAUUGAUGGUUUGUCGGGGGAGAUCCGUUUCGACGAGGACGGCCGUCGCAUCAACUACACGCUGCACGUGGUCGAGAUGUCCGUGAACAGCACUUUGCAGCAGGUGGCCGAGUGGCGCGAUGACGCCGGACUCCUUCCGCUGCACAGCCGCAGCUACGCGUCGUCAUCGCGUUCCGCGUCCGCCAGCACCGGCGACUACGUCCGGAACCACACCUACAUUGUGACCAGUUUGCUGGAGGAGCCCUAUCUGAAGCGCAGGCCAUUCGGCUACGGCGAACAGCUGGUGGGCAACGAUCGCUUCGAAGGAUACUGCAAGGACCUGGCCGAUAUGCUGGCCGACAAGUUGGGAAUUAAAUAUGAACUGCGUUUGGUGCAAGAUGGCAACUAUGGAUCGGAAAACCAAUAUGCUCCUGGUGGCUGGGAUGGCAUGGUGGGUGAGCUUGUUCGCAGGGAGGCGGAUAUAGCCAUUGCGGCCAUGACCAUCACAGCGGAAAGAGAGCGGGUCAUCGACUUUAGCAAGCCCUUCAUGACUUUGGGCAUAUCCAUUAUGAUUAAGAAACCAGUGAAACAGACUCCAGGAGUUUUCAGCUUCCUUAAUCCUCUGUCCGAAGAAAUUUGGAUAAGUGUAAUCCUCAGCUAUGUGGGAGUAAGUAUGGUUCUGUAUUUUGUAACCCGAUUUCCACCCUACGAAUGGCGAAUUGUGAGAAGACCGCAAGCGGAUUCCUCUGCCCAACAGCCACCGGGAAUUAUUGGAGGCGCCACGCUGAGCGAACCGCAUUCGCAUCAGCCACCAGUUCCAGAAAACGAGUUCACUAUGCUAAACUCCUUUUGGUACUCCUUGGCUGCUUUUAUGCAGCAGGGAUGCGAUUUAACACCUCCUUCGAUUGCCGGUCGAAUCGCAGCCGCCGUUUGGUGGUUCUUCACCAUCAUUCUGAUAUCCUCGUACACCGCAAACUUGGCCGCUUUUCUCACAGUGGAACGCAUGGUGGCUCCGAUUAAAACGCCCGAGGACUUGGCCAUGCAAACGGAUGUGGAUUACGGAACCCUGAAGCACGGCUCCACUUGGGAUUUCUUCAGGCGCUCUCAAUACGGACUGCACAACAAGAUGUGGGAGUACAUGAACGCCAACCAACAGCACUCGGUUCCCAGCUACGAGGAGGGCAUUCGACGGGUGAGGACCUCCAAGGGAAAGUAUGCCCUACUGCUGGAGUCACCCAAGAACGAGUACGUGAAUGCCAGGCCGCCGUGCGACACAAUGAUGGUGGGCCGGAACAUCGAUACGAAGGGAUUCGGAGUGGCCACGCCCCUUGGAUCGCCAUUGAGAAAACGCUUGAAUGAAGCCGUGCACGCCCUGAACAACAAUGGUGAGCUGGCGCGGAUCCGCAAGAAGUGGUGGUUCGACAAGACCGAGUGCAACGUGAACUUGGACCAGGAGACCUCGACGCCGAACGAGCUGUCGCUGAGCAACGUGGCCGGGAUCUACUACGUCCUGAUUGGGGGACUCCUGCUGGCGGUGAUCGUGGCCAUCGUGGAGUUCUUCUGCCGCACCAAGACCGCCCACCUGAAGGCGCCGUCCAACGGAUCCGCCGGCGGAGUGCCCGGCAUGCUGGGCUCCUCAACAUAUCAGCGGGACUCGCUCUCCGACGCGAUAAUGCACUCGCAGGCCAAGUUGGCGAUGCAGGCGAGCAGCGAGUACGACGAACGAUUGGUGGGCGUUGAGUUGGCUUCCAAUGUGCGGUAUCAGUACAGCAUGUAAGAGCUUCUCUGCGAUGUACGGGCAUCUUGUAAAUAAUUAAGGCAUUAUCCGAUAACGUUAACGAUGAAAAGGGCAUAACUAAACGACGCUGGCAAUCAAGUCUCGGGUCAAAAGGGCAGGCGGCGUUCAAAAAACUGUACAGAAUAACCAUGAAUAAUUACUAUUGUAUUUUUGAUAAAUGUAUACAAAGUGAGUGCAUAAAUUAACUAUAGCUACGACUACCACUAACACUAAAACUAAUACUAAACUGUACAUAGGUUAAGUGAAAAUUAUCCCGAAAUAAAAAUAAAGCGUAUGUUUUAAGCAA
Molecule: messenger RNA, 3773 nt
Organism: Drosophila ficusphila
Lineage: Eukaryota; Metazoa; Arthropoda; Insecta; Diptera; Drosophilidae
Gene: GluRIA
Product: glutamate receptor 1
Exons: 13
Coding region: 482-3466 (994 amino acids)
Biological process (GO): modulation of chemical synaptic transmission; synaptic transmission, glutamatergic
Cellular component (GO): plasma membrane; postsynaptic membrane
Molecular function (GO): glutamate-gated receptor activity; transmitter-gated monoatomic ion channel activity involved in regulation of postsynaptic membrane potential
Source: RefSeq, a predicted model, not a curated record